AUGAACUCCCCACCAACAUGGAGCUGAAAGGCUACAACCUUUGACCCACACCAACUUUGAACCCCCCACCAACGUGUACCUCAAAGGAUACCCCACGCUGAACACCCCACCAACGUGUACCUCAAACGCCAAGGCUGACCCACCCCACAGACUACAGUUCAGUAGAUGAAAGCCUAACUAUUUACACACAAACCCUCUUCUUCCUUCCCACCUGUAGAUGAAACCCAGCCAAGAAUUUCAGUCACUUCCAACCUCUGUCUGUUUCUCUAUACAAAAAACUCUUCAACUUCUAAGAAAACAACGGUUUUCACUCCGACUCGGUGAUUAUUUGAAGACAUAAAUGCAGGAGCUUAAAAGGUUUCAACGUUUAGUAUUUUGGGCUUCAAUGCAGCCACUUCCAACCAAUUAUACAAUGCAGUUAACACCAGGUAAAUGCCACCUGAUUUAUGAAAUUGAAGAGUUAGUUUCAUUUAAUGUUUGCUUGCUUUGCAUGUUGUAAAAAUCUAUUCUUUUAUAUAUAUCUCCGUCUCCUUGUGCCUCAAAAGUUAUGCCACUGUAAUUUCUCACAAUUCAUUUCAGAGGGAGAGAGGUAUGUUUACUUUCUUAAUUUUAUGUUCCUCUUAAAUAGUUCGUUUAUUAAUUUAUUUUUUGAAUCCCAAAAUACUAUUUUCGUUGUUAUGCCACUAUAAUCUUACAUCUCAUUUCACAUUCGUUGUUAAUUUCAUGUUUCUUUUCUUCAAUAGUUUGUUUAUUGAUUUGUUGUUUAUUUAGUUUAGCCAUCUUUGAAAACUAUUUAUAAUUCAAUAGUUGUUGUUAACCCACAGAAACAAUAUUGAUAUAAAACAAAACAAAGGAAAUAUUUAGAAUGAAUUUCAAAUUCCUUUUCAAAAACCACGAGGUUCCUUAACAGUUUUGAGUAGAGGAAUUUAUUGGGGGAAAUGGAGGCUGCAAGGCUUGCGCGCCAAAGAAGGUGUAUGAUCAUGUACAAGAAAAGGAUGGCCAAGAUGUAUUCCGCAAACAUAGUGUCAUCAAAGAAAUUUGGAGGUUGGAGGUGGAAGCCAUAGGAGUAAAAAGCAUAAAGACAUAGCAAUGAUCCAUGAAACAGAUAGUUGUAAGCGAGCAAGACUUAACAGGCGAAUGGUACUUAACCUUAACCUUAACCGUCCUUGGGAAAGUAUUUCAAAUGCUCAAUGUUUGCAGCGAUCAACCCCUUCACUUAUAAAUGGUUUUUCUCACUCAGUUGUUGUCUUAAUGGUGAUGUUGCUACUACAACUACUGUGCAAGAAUUUGGGAUACAUCUGCCUACAAAUGCUAGUGCCUUGGAUAAGAGCUUACAGGUUUUGCCUUCUAAGUGUGUGUCUAAUCCCAAUAACAUUUCAUCAACGGAUUUGGAUCAGUUCAAUCAAACACUAUAUAAUUUGAUGGAGAGCCUUGUCACACAGGCGUUCGGUUCCUCUAGUAUAAAGUACUUUGCAGCUGGGGACAAAAGCUUCAGUAGCUCAAGAAACGCAAACGUGUAUGGACUUGUGCAGUGCACCCCAGAUUUAUCCCAGAUGGAUUGCAGAAGUUGCUUAGAAGGCGCAGUAGCAGAUAUUUCAAGCUGUUCUGGUGGGAAGGAAGGGGGAAGAGUUCUUAAACCUAGCUGUAUUGCUUGGUUCGAGGUGUUUCAGUUUUAUCAUUCAACUUCUGUCCCUUCUUCUCCCACAACACCAGUGAUCCCUCCAACCUCGGAUAAUUCUUCUCCCACAAAAACAAGAAGAGAGAACAGUAGCACAUCCUGCCUUAUUGUUUUCGUUGUUGUUCCAAUUGUCGGCUUAAUGACAAUAAUCACGCUUGCUCGGGCAAUUCUGCCGAAGAAGAAGUCAAAGCAAAAUGUUGAUAAUGAUGAUGUUAUGAAAAGGCUGGAAGCACUGAAAUUCAACUUCAGCACAAUAAAAGCAGCAACAAAUAACUUUUCUAAUGCCAAUAAGCUUGGAGAGGGCGGAUUUGGUUCAGUAUACAAGGCUAGACUUCCAAAUGGACAAGAAUUCGCUGUGAAGAGACUAUGUCACAAGACUGAGCAUACUGAAGAGCAAUUCGAGAAUGAGAUCCUGUUGGUGGCUAAGCUCCAACAUAAGUGUCUAGUUAGCCUUCAAGGUUUUUGCUCCGAAGGAAGGGAAAGAAUCCUUAUUUAUGAGUUAGUUGGCAAUGGAAGCCUGGAUCAAUUUAUAUAUGAUCCCAUCAAGCGUGCCCAGUUGAAUUGGGAAAGGCGUUAUAAUAUCAUUUAUGGCAUUGCUCGGGGAAUUCUUUACCUUCAUGAAGAUUCUCGCCUUAAGAUUAUACAUCGAGAUCUCAAACCAAGUAAUAUCUUGUUAGAUGAAGAGAUGAAUCCUAAAAUUUCAGACUUUGGCCUGGCAAGGCUAUUUGAUGCGGGUCAGAGUCAAGACAAGACAUGUAGACGUGUGGGGACAUAUGGAUAUAUGGCUCCAGAAUAUAUAUCACAUGGGCAUUACUCAGUGAAGUCAGAUGUCUUUAGUUUUGGUAUCUUAGUUCUAGAGAUUGUGAGUGGUAAGAAGAACAGUUGGCUUUGCAAUACUGAUGAUGUAGAGCUCCUUCUAAGCUAUGCAUGGACUAAUUGGAGAGAAGGGACAGCUUCAAAUCUGAUAGACCAGACACUUGGGGACAGUUCAAGGAGUGAAAUAAUGAGAUGCAUUCAUAUUGGGUUAUUAUGCGUUCAAGAAAAUGUAGCAUACCGACCCACCAUGGCAUCAGUAGUUCAAAUGCUCAGUAGCCACUGCUCAAGCCUCCCAACACCUGCACGACCUGCAUUUCUUAUAUAUAGUGACAUAGAGCGAGACAUUACUUUGCUAGCAUCUACUUCAGGGGCUUCUGAGUCUGAACAAUCCAAGGAUAGAGAUGGGACAUCGUACCUUUUGGUUCACUGAAACAUCGUGUGAGUUGUAUCCUAAACAAUAGACAAGGAAAGGAUUUACUGAUUUAGUACUGCAAAGAGGCAUUAAAUUCGUAACAUGUAAAAUUAAUUUGAUUAAAACAU
This is a messenger RNA of Quercus lobata, 3034 nucleotides long. RefSeq names its product putative receptor-like protein kinase At4g00960. The record is from RefSeq and is a predicted model, not a curated record. The transcript has 8 exons. Bases 1191 to 2924 code for a protein of 577 amino acids. NCBI's taxonomy places the organism in Eukaryota, Viridiplantae, Streptophyta, Magnoliopsida, Fagales, Fagaceae. Gene Ontology annotation, biological process: protein phosphorylation. Gene Ontology annotation, molecular function: protein serine/threonine kinase activity; ATP binding. Gene Ontology annotation, cellular component: plasma membrane.